This is a messenger RNA of Cladophialophora carrionii CBS 160.54, 1032 nucleotides long. RefSeq lists its product as uncharacterized. The record is from RefSeq and is a predicted model, not a curated record. NCBI's taxonomy places the organism in Eukaryota, Fungi, Ascomycota, Eurotiomycetes, Chaetothyriales, Herpotrichiellaceae. The transcript is spliced from 5 exons. The coding region runs from base 1 to 1032 and encodes 343 amino acids.
AUGGCUAUCAUUGGCAAUCUCGAAGUCACUAUCACCAGCGGUGGCAAAGUCCUUCGAGAGUAUGGCGUUGCUGAAGAGGAUCAGGUUGAUCGUGAGGGUGACCCAAAAGCUCAACGCGUCGGUCGUCGCUGCAAGAAGGUAUCGACUGUAAUGACAGAGAAGUGCUUCGCAUAUGUCGAAGCGACUCCAGACGCCAACUUCGAGAUCGGCUACAAAAUGAGCGGUAAACUAGCAUUUGGCCGUGCAAGUCAUAUUAUCUUCGGGACAUCUGUCGACGGACACGAUAUCAUCUCACCUUCUGUUGACAAGGAGGAAUACCAAAAGUCUGGUGCCUUUUCAAGUGUUGACGAGGGCGAUAUGAGCACGUGUGGCUCCGAAACGAACCUGCAUCGCUUUUACUGGGCACCACUUUCGACUACCGAUGACAACCCGAAAGUGACAGUCGCCGAGCUGAAGGCUGAGUAUGGCAGCAAGGGUACUAUUCGGGUUGAUGUCUGGCGGAGACAAAGACUUCCCAGCAUCCCACAUGAUAGAGCUACCCCUGCCAUUUCCAGCGAUAUCCCAGAACGCGCCUUGAAAGGCCGCGCAGUGGAAGUCGGAGUCAGUUUUAGAAAUGCGAAGCAAAUCGCAAAAGUCAAUUUCAUCUACUCGAAACCGGUCGACAAGGAACCGUUGGCUACUUUCGUCUUCUUCUAUCGAAGCAAAAAUGCAUUACAAGCCUUGGACCUCAUUCCUCGAACCCCCGAACCAGUCCCGCUAGAAGAAAGAGACGAGGAGACACUGAACCCCGCGGAGAUGCUAGAGCUCAUUCGUCGACAGAAGGCAAGUAACAGUUUGGCUUGGAUGCCUAAUCUUGCAGAACGAAAGGCGGAGAAGGUAAAGAUCAAGCAGGAGAAGGCCGAGGCAAACCUGAGACAACUGGCAGGACUCAAGCGCGAGGCCGGUGCCCUGGACGACGAGGAUAUCAGCAUCGUAGUCCAGUCGGCCAAGAAAACUCGGCGUGAGGUGGCGGUCGUUGAGCUAUUGGAUUGA